CUCGGCACCCUUAUAUCUCCUCCUUCGCCAUGGAAAGAGGCCAAAUGUCUAAUUUCAGACAUGAAGCUGCCGAAGCCCAAUUCACGCCAAUCCAGCCCAGCUCCUAUCUCACCAUUCCUUGCAUCAUCGAUCGUCCUCUUUGACACCACGAAUACCCCUAGCCGCCGAUGCCUCAAGAUCAAGGAUUAUUCCGCCCAGCAGACGCCUUGGAGAUGAGCACCAAGGCGAUUCCUGACACAGAAUCUGACGCUCCCCAAGAUACUCAGACCUUGAAAAAUGAUCCGGGCACAGAGACGAAAGGCUUGCAAACCGGGCUUCUGAUGACCGCCCUAUGUCUAUCCGUCUUCCUCGCCGCCCUCGACAUAACCAUCGUCACGACGGCGCUGCCGACCAUCUCGGAGCACUUCCACUCGACGUCCGGAUACGUCUGGGUGGGCUCGGCGUUCCUGCUCGCGUCGGCGGCCUCGACGCCCAACUGGGGCAAGUUCAGCGACAUCUGGGGCCGCAAGGUGGUGUUGCAGACUGCCGCCGCCGUCUUCUUCCUCGGCAGCGCCCUCUGCGGCGCCUCCGUGUCGCUCCCCAUGCUCAUCGCCGGCCGCUCCGUCCAGGGCGCCGGCGCCGGCGGCCUGCUGUCCAUGGUGAACAUCAUCAUUGGCGACUUGUUCUCCCAGAGAGACCGCGGCAAGUACUACGGCAUCAUCGGUAUGGUCUGGGCAAUAGCGGCCGCCCUUGGGCCCGUCAUAGGAGGCGCCCUGACGAAUAAUGUGUCUUGGAGAUGGUGUUUCUACAUCAACCUACCGGUAACCGGCGUGCUAUUCGUCAUCAUCGCCCUGACCCUGAAAAUCCACACGCCCAAGACGCCUCUGAUCGCGGGCAUCAAAGCCGUCGACUGGCUCGGCAGCCUCACAAUAGCAGGCGGCACGCUGAUGCUUCUGCUGGGCCUCCAACUCGGCGGCGGCUUCCGGCCAUGGGGCUCGGCAACAGUCAUCUGCCUCCUCGUCUUCGCCGUCGUCACGCUCGCCAUAUUCGCCGUCGUGGAGUGGCGCGUGGCCCGCUACCCGGUCCUGCCUCUGCACCUGUUCGCCGACCGCUCCAACAUCGCGACACUGCUAGUCAACUUCUUCCACGGCAUCGUCUUCACGCAGGCGAGCUACUUCCUACCCAUAUACUUCCAAUCCGUGCUAGGCGCCUCCCCCCUCCUAUCCGGCGUCUGGAUCCUCCCCUUCGCCAUCGCCGUCUCCCUCACCGCCGUCGCCGCAGGCGGCUACAUCAAAGCCACGGGCCGGUACCUCGACCCCAUCCGGCUCGGCCUCCUCCUGACCGUCCUCGGCAGCGGCCUCUUCCUCUACUUCCCCGCCCGCUCCGCCUCGUGGGCCCGCCUCGCCACCUUCCAGAUCAUCGCCGGCGUCGGCGUCGGCGCCAACUUCCAGCCGCCGCUGAUCGCGCUGCAGAGCAACGUGCCGGCGCAGGACAACGCCGCGGCCACGGCGUCGUUCGGGCUCGUGCGCAACGUCGCCUCGGCCGUCGCUGUCGUCGCCGGCUCGGCCGCUUUCGCCGGCGAGAUGGCCGCCCAGCAGGACGUCCUGCGGCGCGCUCUCGGCGACCGCGUCGCCGCGCUGCUGUCGGGCGCGAACGCGCAGGGGAAUUUGUUUGUUGUCGGGACGCUGGACGCGGCGCAGAGGGAGGUGGUUCGGCGCGCGUUCUUCAACGCGCUGAGGCAUGUCUGGAUCGAGUCGGUUUGCUUCGCUGCUGCGGGACUGGUUGCCUGCCUGGUGAUUCGAAAUAGGAAGUUGGACAGGGAGCAUGUUGAAGUGAAGACUGGGUUGGAGGGGGAGGAGGCUCGGCGGAAGAUAGUGGAGGAGCGAAGGAUGGGGGAGAAGAAGAACGGGAGUAGUGUUUAGGUGACUGAGGCCGGGGUUUUGUGUCUAUGCCUCCCACUUCUUCCUCAGACGUUACCGGUGUAUGGCGCGGGUGGCGUUAAAAGGAGGGCCUGUGUUCUUCAAUGUCCUUUGCUUUGUCCAUCUAAUUAAUAUCUGUAUUAUUUGGCAUUUAGGGGUUUAAUGGGGUUCCUCAAAGCCAGCUGUACUCAUCUCCCCUCUGUCUUAUCAGAAGACGGUUCAUUCGGGCAACCGAGCUUAUGACCCAAGAAAGCAAGCCCAAGAUGAUUCCCAAGGUGACUCGUCAUCUCUAUUAGGACCUUCUAGGUGGUCGAAAGUUCUCCCGCUGCCAUAAUCUCGCUAUUCAGUUCCGGAAAUUCCGCCGAAGCCGCUAUCCAUUCGUGCAAGUCGCCAGGAA
This is a messenger RNA of Phialemonium atrogriseum, 2295 nucleotides long. Its product is annotated as MFS multidrug transporter-like protein. The transcript has 4 exons. The record is from RefSeq and is a predicted model, not a curated record. Gene Ontology annotation, cellular component: plasma membrane. Bases 168 to 1901 code for a protein of 577 amino acids. Gene Ontology annotation, molecular function: transmembrane transporter activity. Gene Ontology annotation, biological process: transmembrane transport. Lineage: Eukaryota; Fungi; Ascomycota; Sordariomycetes; Cephalothecales; Cephalothecaceae.